AGUAGUUGUUUAACCAACGACUUCCCUCAGUGGUGUCGCCACGUCAAGAAAAUUACGUUAGCAAGAGAUUAGGAUUAUUCGAAAUAAGUAUAUUGGCGUAUGUCAGUUUAUGAAAUAAACUAUGUUAACAAAAUUUGAAACGAAGUCGGCAAGGGUGAAAGGAUUGAGUUUUCAUCCAAAAAGGCCUUGGGUGUUGACGAGCUUACACAAUGGAGUUAUUCAGCUUUGGGAUUACCGAAUGUGUACUUUGCUUGAUAAGUUUGACGAACACGAUGGUCCAGUUCGAGGCAUUUGUUUUCAUAAUCAGCAACCUCUCUUUGUAUCAGGGGGGGAUGACUAUAAAAUCAAGGUAUGGAAUUACAAGCAUAGACGUUGUAUUUUCACACUGUUGGGACAUUUGGAUUACAUUCGAACAACAACCUUUCAUCAUGAAUAUCCAUGGAUCCUGAGUGCAUCGGAUGACCAAACAAUUCGUAUCUGGAACUGGCAGUCUCGUACCUGUAUAUAUGUCCUGACUGGGCACAACCAUUAUGUAAUGUGUGCACAGUUCCAUCCUUCUGAAGACUUGGUAGUUUCUGCUUCACUUGAUCAAACUGUUCGAGUUUGGGAUAUUUCGGGCCUGAGAAAAAAAAAUGUAGCUCCAGGACCAACAGGCUUGGAUGAACACUUGAAGAAUCCAUCACAUACAGAUCUUUUUGGGCAGUCUGGGGCAGUUGUUAAGCAUGUUUUAGAAGGGCAUGACCGAGGGGUUAACUGGGCAGCGUUUCAUCCAACAAUGCCUCUGAUUGUGUCUGGAGCAGAUGAUAGACAGAUAAAACUUUGGAGAAUGAAUGAUUCCAAAGCAUGGGAAGUUGACACAUGUCGUGGACAUUAUAACAAUGUGUCUUGUGUCACAUUUCAUCCCAGACAAGAACUUAUUCUUAGCAAUUCUGAGGACAAAAGUAUUCGUGUGUGGGACAUGUCCAAACGAACCUGUCUACACACAUUCCGUAGGGAUCACGAUCGUUUCUGGAUCUUGACUGCUCAUCCUAGUCUCAACAUCUUUGCAGCAGGACAUGACAGUGGAAUGAUAAUUUUUAAAUUGGAGCGGGAAAGACCUGCCUUUGCCGUUUACGGUAACAUUCUCUAUUAUGUUAAAGAAAAACAUCUCAGGAAGCUUGACUUCACUACUUCUAAGGAUAGAGCCGUGUUUCAGCUUCGAGCAGGAAGUAGAAGUCCUGUUUUCAACAUAUCAUAUAAUCCAGCAGAAAAUGGCCUCCUGGUUUGUACUAGAACUACUAAUAUCGACAACAGCACGUAUGACCUAUAUGCUAUUCCCAAAGAUUCAGAUGCUCAUAGCUCAGAUGUUUCUGAUUCCAAAAGGGCUUCAGGUUUAACAGCUAUUUGGAUUGCAAGGAACAGGUUUGCUGUGUUAGACAGAACCCAUUCAGUAGUGGUGAAAAACAUGAAAAAUGAAGUCACAAAAAAACUUCAAGGCCCAAGCUGUGAUGAAAUUUUUUAUGCUGGAACAGGUAUGCUGCUCAUGCGAGAUCCUGAUGGUCUGGUGCUAUAUGAUGUUCAACAGGGCAGAGCUUUAGCAGCUGUUAAAGUAAAUAAGGUGAAGUACCUGUCCUGGAGUGGCGAUAUGAGCCAUGUUGCCUUGUUAAGUAAACACACACUGACCAUCUGCAACCGUAGACUUGACAUGCUCUGUAGUGUCCAGGAAAGCUCUCGAGUGAAAAGUGCUGCAUGGGAAGACAGUGGUGUUCUCAUCUACACCACCUCCAAUCACAUCAAAUAUGCCCUUACUAAUGGGGAUCAUGGUAUUAUCAGAACAUUGGAUGUGCCCAUCUAUAUUACUCGUGUCAGGGACACCAACGUCUACUGUUUAGAUAGAGAGUGCCGUCCUCGUGUACUUGGUAUUGAUCCAACAGAGUAUAGGUUUAAACUUGCACUGGUUAAUAGGAAGUAUGAUGAGGUUCUCCACAUGGUGAGAAAUGCAAAACUGGUUGGUCAAUCAAUUAUUGCUUAUCUCCAGAAGAAGGGCUAUCCAGAAGUUGCCUUGCAUUUUGUUAAAGAUGAAAAAACUCGAUUUGCCCUGGCAUUGGAAUGUGGAAACAUUGAGGUGGCUUUAGAAGCUGCCCGAACACUGGAUGACAAAGCCUGCUGGGAAAAACUUGGGGAAGCUGCAUUGUUCCAGGGAAAUCAUCAGGUGGUUGAGAUGGCCUACCAAAGAACCAAGAAUUUUGACAAGCUUUCAUUCCUCUACUUGAUAACUGGGAACCUAGAAAAACUUCGCAAAAUGAUGAAAAUUGCUGAAAUUCGCAAAGACACCAGUGGUCAGUUCCAAAAUGCACUAUUUCUAGGAGAUGUUGCAGAGAGAGUGAAGAUUCUGAAGAAUUGUGGCCAGUUGUCUCUUGCCUAUCUCUGUGCUGUCACUCAUGGAAUGCACGAAGAAGCAAACAACUUGAAAGACUCAUUUAAGUCAGAAAAUGUGAAGCUUCCAGAGCCUGAUCCAGAUGCUGUUCUCCUUCAGCCACCACCUCCAAUCACACAGUGUGAAGAAAACUGGCCCUUGUUAAGCAUUUCAAAGGGAUUCUUCGAAGGUGUGAUGGGUGCUCGCAAAACAGCAAUGGUUCCUGAACUUGUGGAUGAAGAAAUGACAGAGGGCUGGGGUGCUGAUGCUGAAUUAAUGUUAGAUGAAGAAGGGUUUGGGGAAGGAAAAGUUGGUUUUGAAGAUGAAGAGGAAAAAGAAGAAGCAGGUGGAGGUUGGGAUGUUGAAGAUGAAGAUCUUGAGCUUCCACCAGAACUUGAAGGUGUACCAGCAGCAAUGGAAGGUGGGGAAGGAUACUUUGUUCCACCAACACGUGGACUUUCACAAGCCCAAGUCUGGGCCAAUAACUCUAAACUUGUUGUAGAUCACGUACUUGCAGGAUCUUUUGAAACAGCUUUCCGACUUUUACAUGACCAGGUAGGUGCUGUGAACUUUGAACCAUUAAAGGGUCUUUUUAUGACUACCUUCACUCGAGCUCGAACCUCAUUUCUAGCCUUGCCUUAUCUUCCAACUAUGUAUGCUCAUCCACACAGAAACUGGAAAGAAGCUGGAGCAAAGGGAGGCUUGCCUGCUAUUGGUUGUAAAUUAAAUAAUUUAAUUCAGCGCUUACAGAUGUGUUACCAACUGACUACGUCAGGCAAAUUUCAGGAGGCCAUUGAACGUUUCCGAUCCUUGCUACUCAAUAUACUACUACUGGUGGUUGAGACAAAACAAGAUAUUGCUGAAGCUCAGCAAAUAAUGGAAAUUUGUAGAGAAUAUGUUUUGGGUCUUUCACUUGAGCUUGAACGGAAGGGAUUACCUAAAGACACUUUAGAUCAACAGAAGAGGUUGUGUGAGAUGGCAGCAUAUUUCACUCACUGUAAUCUGCAGCCAGUCCACCUGAUUCUCACUCUCCGAACAGCCCUCAAUCUUUUUUUCAAGUUGAAAAACUUUAAGACUGCAGGAUCCUUUGCCCGCCGUCUUCUUGAGUUGGGACCAAGGCCAGAAGUUGCUGCCCAGACUAGGAAAAUACUACAGGCAUGUGACAAAAACCCUGUAGAUCAGCACCAACUUCAGUAUGAUGAACACAAUCCUUUUUCAGUUUGUGGUCAGAGUUAUCUGCCAAUCUACAGAGGAAAACCAGAAGUUAAAUGUCCACUUUGCCAAACCAGCUAUAUUCCAGAGUAUAAGGGAAUUGUAUGUAAAGUUUGUUGUGUAGCAGAGGUUGGGAAAGAUUCCAUUGGAUUGCGUAUUAGUCCUUUACAGAUGCGUUAAUCAUUUUUUCAUGUUUAAGAAUAAUGUGUUAAGGUAUAGUAUUCAUUGGGUCAAAAAUAUAUCACCGUAUUAGUGAAUGAAGAGCAGUGUAAACAUUACGUAGCAGUUUUCUUAAUAACUUUAUUUGCAUAGUAGCACCCACACAAAUGUUACUCAUAUUUGAUGAUGAAACAGUUUCUUUUUUAUGCCUAAUUAUUAGGUAGAAAUUUGUCAAGAAUUAAUUAGUUUAAGUCACCUUCUAGAUCACAGUGAGUUUAAGCUCCACCAUAAAAAAAUUUUGUGUAACUUGAUAAGUAUGAUUUAUUAAAGCAUUAUUUGAAUGUA
Molecule: messenger RNA, 4111 nt
Organism: Limulus polyphemus (Atlantic horseshoe crab)
Lineage: Eukaryota; Metazoa; Arthropoda; Merostomata; Xiphosura; Limulidae
Gene: alphaCOP
Product: coatomer subunit alpha-like
Exons: 13
Coding region: 122-3787 (1221 amino acids)
Biological process (GO): retrograde vesicle-mediated transport, Golgi to endoplasmic reticulum; intra-Golgi vesicle-mediated transport; endoplasmic reticulum to Golgi vesicle-mediated transport
Cellular component (GO): COPI vesicle coat
Molecular function (GO): structural molecule activity; protein binding
Source: RefSeq, a predicted model, not a curated record